CAGGAUGAAGUUAAAAGAAGUGGACCGUACAGCUACGCAGGCUUGGAGUCCUGCCCAGUGUCAUCCUAUUUACCUGGCUACAGGAACAUCUGCUCAACAGUUGGAUGCAACAUUUAGUACCAAUGCUUCUCUGGAGAUAUUUGAAUUAGACCUUUCUGAUCCAUCAUUGGACAUGAAAUCUUGUGCUACUUUCUCUUCUUCCCACAGGUACCACAAAUUGAUUUGGGGACCUCACAAGAUGGAUUCCAAAGGAAAUCUUUCUGGGGUCUUAAUUGCAGGGGGUGAAAACGGAAAUGUUAUUCUGUAUGAUCCUUCCAGAAUUAUUGCCGGAGAUAGUGAUGUUGUGAUUGCCCAGAAUGACAAACAUACAGGGCCUGUGAGAGCCUUAGAUGUGAACGUUUUCCAGACUAAUCUGGUAGCUUCUGGAGCUAAUGAGUCUGAAAUCUAUAUUUGGGAUUUAAAUAAUUUUGCAACUCCCAUGACACCAGGAGCCAAGACACAGCCUCCAGAAGACAUCAGCUGCAUUGCCUGGAACAGACAGGUCCAGCAUAUUCUAGCCUCAGCCAGUCCCAGUGGCCGGGCUACUGUUUGGGACCUUAGGAAAAAUGAACCCAUAAUCAAAGUCAGCGAUCAUAGUAACAGGAUGCAUUGUUCGGGAUUGGCUUGGCAUCCUGACAUUGCCACCCAAAUGGUCCUUGCUUCCGAAGAUGACAGAUUACCUGUGAUUCAGAUGUGGGAUCUUCGGUUUGCCUCUUCUCCACUCCGUGUUUUGGAAAACCAUGCAAGAGGAGUUUUGGCCAUUGCCUGGAGCAUGGCAGAUCCUGAGUUAUUGUUGAGCUGUGGAAAAGAUGGCAAAAUUCUCUGCUGCAACCCCAACACAGGAGAGGUGCUGUAUGAACUCCCCACAAACACACAAUGGUGCUUUGAUAUCCAGUGGUGUCCCCGAAACCCAGCUGUCCUCUCAGCUGCUUCCUUUGAUGGACGUAUUAGUGUUUAUUCUAUCAUGGGAGGGAGCACAGAUGGCCUGCGGCAGAAACAGGUAGAUAAGCUUUCGUCAUCUUUUGGAAACCUUGAUCCUUUUGGCACAGGACAGCCCCUUCCACCACUGCAACUGCCACAGCAAGCCCCACCACAGGGAGUCGUUGUGUUGCCUUUAAAGAAGCCACCCAAGUGGAUCCGAAGGCCAGUGGGGGCUUCCUUUUCGUUUGGAGGUAAGUUAGUUACGUUUGAGAACUCGAAGCCACAGCCGGGCACUGAGCAGCAGCCGCAGCGCCACCAGGUGCACAUCAGUCAGGUUGUCACUGAGAAGGAGUUCCUACUGCGUUCUGACCACCUCCAGCAGGUUGUGCAAUCCCAAGGCUUUGUCAGCUACUGCCAGAAAAAAAUUGAGGCAUCCCAGACAGACUUUGAGAAAAAUGUGUGGUCUUUUUUGAAGGUAAACUUUGAAGAGGAUUCCCGUGGAAAAUACCUUGAACUUUUAGGAUACAGGAAAGAAGACCUGGGGAAAAAGAUUGCUGUAGCUCUGAAAAAAGGAGAAGGGCCUGAACUGGUUCUUAAAGAGUCUAACCUGCUGGCACCAAAUGAUGUUCAAGAGAGCCAUGCUGCUGAAGAGAACCUUUUUGGAGAGAGUAUCAAGGAAGAAAAUCGAGAGACUGAAAUUUCUCUGUCAGCUGGAGGAACAUUUAAUAUUUCAGUCAGUGGAGAUAUUGAUGGCUUAAUUACCCAGGCUUUGCUGACUGGUAAUUUUGAAAGCGCAGUUGACCUUUGUUUACAUGAUAACCGCAUGGCAGAUGCCAUUAUAUUGGCCAUAGCAGGUGGACAAGAGCUCUUGGCUCGAACCCAGAAAAAAUACUUCGCAAAAACUCAAAGCAAAAUUACCAGGCUGAUUACAGCAGUGGUGAUGAAAAAUUGGAAAGAGAUUGUUCAGUCCUGCGACCUUAAGAACUGGAGAGAAGCUUUAGCUGCUGUGUUGACUUACGCUAGGCCAGAUGAAUUUUCAGCUCUUUGUGAUCUCCUGGGCACCAGGCUAGAGAAGGAAGGUGAUAGUCUUCUGCAGACUCAGGCCUGUCUCUGUUAUAUUUGUGCUGGAAACAUAGAGAAAUUGGUUGCAUGUUGGACUAAAGCUCAAGAUGGAAGCAAUCCCUUGUCACUUCAGGAUCUGAUUGAGAAGGUUGUCAUCCUCCGAAAGGCUGUGCAGCUCACCCAGGCAACAGACACCAGUGCUAUUGGGGUGCUUUUGGCUGAGAAGAUGAGUCAAUAUGCCAGUCUGUUGGCAGCUCAAGGCAGUAUUGCUGCAGCUCUGGCUUUCCUCCCCGCCAACACUAGUCAGCCAAAUAUUGUGCAACUUCGUGACAGAUUGCGCAGGGCCCAAGGUGAGCCCAUGCCGGAGCAGGAAGCAGCCUCCCGGGCUCUCUAUGACAGACAACACAUGUCCAAGGGAGGACCUGGACCUGCUAUGGGUCAGACCCAAGUGUCACGAGCACCAGCCCAACAAUAUUAUCCCCAUGUUAGAAUUGCCCCUACUGUCACUACCUGGAGUAACAAAACUCCUACUGCCCUUCCCAGCCAUCCACCUGCAGCUUCUCCCUCUGACACACAGGGAGAAAAUCCUCCACCUCCAGGUUUCAUUUUGCCCGGACCUAAUAAUCCUAAUAUGGCUGUUCAGCCACCUACAUCUUCUGGCCACAUGUAUGCACAGGUACCAUCUUAUCCACAGCCACAGCCAUAUCAACCAGCCCAACAGUAUUCAUUCGGAACAGGGGGACCAGCAAUGUAUCAGCCACAGCAACCCAGCCCCCUUCCUGCUUCCAAUGCUUACUCAAAUCCUCCUUACAUCCCUUCUUCUGCUUCUUCCCAUUCUGGGCAGGCUCCACUCUAUGCAGCCCAGCACCAGGCUUCUCCAAAUACCCCCAGCCCUAUGUCUGCUUUCCCUCCUCCCCCUUCUGGAGCGCCCUUCCAGCAUGGCGGGCCAGGCGCUCCACCAUCCUCUACUGCUUAUGGCCUGCCUCCCGGAUCCACAGGUACACUGCCUGCUACCAGCGAGCUGCCUGCGUCCCAAAGAACAGAAAAUCAGUCUAUUCAAGACCAGGCAUCUAUGUUGGAAGGACCUCAGAAUGGUUGGAAUGACCCUCCAGCGUUGAAUAGAGUUCCCAAGAAAAAGAAGAUCCCAGACAAUUUCACACCUCCUGUACCCAUCACAUCACCAAUCAUGAACCCUCUGGGUGACCCUCAGUCACAGAUGCAGCAGCAACAGCCGCCCUCUGUUCCAGCACCCACCUCAGGACAGGCUCCAUUCCCACAACCACAUCUCCCUGGGAGCCAACCUAUCCAGCCCUUCCAUGGCAUGCAGCAGCCCCUGCAGCCUGCUAUCCCACCAGCUUUCUCAAAGCCGAAUAUGGAGGGUGCCCCAGGAGCUCCAAUUGGAAAUACCAUCCAGCACGUACAGUCCUUGCCCACAGAGAAGAUUACCAAGAAGCCCAUUCCAGAUGAGCACCUCAUCCUCAAGACCACAUUUGAGGAGCUUAUUCAGCGAUGCCUUGCCUCUGCCACAGACCCGCAAACAAAAAGAAAGUUAGAUGAUGCCAACAAACGCCUGGAAUUUCUAUAUGAUAAACUUAGAGAACAGACACUUUCCCCAACGAUCCUCAAUGGUUUGCACAACAUUGCAAGGAGCAUUGAGACUCGGAACUACCUGGAGGGCCUGAACAUUCACACACACGUCGUGAGCAACAGUAACUUCAGUGAGACCUCAGCCUUCAUGCCAGUGCUCAAAGUGGUUCUUACCCAGGCUAAUAAACUGGGCGUUUGAGUGACAGGCCCUCUCCAACCAGCAAUGCCACUCUUUCAGGAUCCUCCUUAGCCUACCCUCCCUCCCCCCCCCCCCAAAAAAAAAGUAAGCUGCAGCCCAGGUACCAAUGCCCAUUGGCAUGCUUCUAUGGCUAUCAGAUUGAGAGCAUUUAUGCUACUUUUGAAGAUAAACUCAUUUUAGAGUGGCUCCAGGACCUUGUGCUUUUUUAAGUUUAAUCUCUUAUUGCCCAUAAUGAUUCCUCUCCUCUGCAGAUAGUAGAUUUCAUGGGUUACACAUAAUAUGGGCUAAUAAAGUAAAUAUUGUACUAAUAAAAUGUUUUUUAAUACUUUGAUGAGUUGUUUUAAAAAGAACAUUCAGUAUGCAUUAAACAGAGGUAAAACCAGUUUUACUCCAUAUUCCCUUACAUCCUUGGGAUCAACCAGAUUAAAAAAUAUAUAAUCUUA
This is a messenger RNA of Gracilinanus agilis (Agile Gracile Mouse Opossum), 4251 nucleotides long. It is a transcript of the gene SEC31A, whose product is annotated as SEC31 homolog A, COPII coat complex component. The transcript has 28 exons. The coding region runs from base 5 to 3808 and encodes 1267 amino acids. Gene Ontology annotation, cellular component: COPII vesicle coat; endoplasmic reticulum exit site. The record is from RefSeq and is a predicted model, not a curated record. Gene Ontology annotation, biological process: endoplasmic reticulum organization; endoplasmic reticulum to Golgi vesicle-mediated transport; COPII-coated vesicle cargo loading. Gene Ontology annotation, molecular function: protein binding; structural molecule activity. Lineage: Eukaryota; Metazoa; Chordata; Mammalia; Didelphimorphia; Didelphidae.